Molecule: messenger RNA, 1375 nt
Organism: Benincasa hispida (wax gourd)
Lineage: Eukaryota; Viridiplantae; Streptophyta; Magnoliopsida; Cucurbitales; Cucurbitaceae
Cellular component (GO): nucleus
Source: RefSeq, a predicted model, not a curated record
CGAGCCAUCGUUAAAACUGAAACAUAGAAAACCCCAGCUUUCCGUCUUCAUCUCUCUCAAAUUCUCAGAGGGACACACUCGCCGACAGUAAUGGGGAAAGCCGAUAAAGAGCGGCUCAUUCGAACUCUCAAUUCGCAUCUGAACACCAUCCAUGAAACUUUUCAGAUGUUGGAUCAAAACCCAUCGUCUUCCCUUGAAAAGGUGAGCUGGGAGGAUGUUCUAAAAAUGGGCGACCGAGUCUACAAGCAGGCGACUGUUGCUGGAAUGGUGUGGACUGGAGAAAGACUAGAAGUUAAAGCAAUUGAGGAAAAUAUGGCAUCUUAUUUCAAUAUGCUGCAGGGUUUCCUCCUGAUUUCCCAUGGGAGUAAAGUGGGUGCUGGCCCUACUUUGUCUUCUGUUAUCCAUGCAUCUGUGAAGCAAGUAAUUGAUUCCAGUUUUAGGUUAUGGAAGGAAUCCGUCUCUUUAUACGGACCACGGAAUAAUGAGAAUCAAAACCAAGUAGUUCCGCAGUUGGUUGGGGCGGUUUGGGAAGCUUGCUCUGCUCUUAAGAAAGCUCCUUCCACAAAUAUAACUGCGAUUGGCCGAGCAAUAACCCAGGUAGCUGUAUCAGUGAAGGAUGUCCUUCGAGAAAUGAAAGAGCUUAAACAAGGACCCUCUGACUUGGACGAAGCUCCUGAAGAAUCUUCUAACGAAGUCGAAGGCAAUUCACGAGAUGAAGGUAAUUCAAGCGAUGAUGCCGAUCUAGGUAACGAUUUGUCAGUCGAAGAGAUGAAGGUUGCUCAAUCUGCUAUUAGCGUUGUAUCUUCAAUACUUCUAGUUAUAAAAGAACUCAUUCGUUCUAUCACAAGUUUGCUUAAGCUGGAAAAUGUAAACAAGGAAAGUAACUUAGCAUCCUUGGAGAAUCUAUUGAAGCUAUGCCAAGGAAUUGGAGUGCAGGUUGACGAACUUGGAGCUUGUCUUUACCCCCCACAAGAGGCCCCUGCCAUUGAAGUAGCUUCUGAGAAAAUUUCUAGCCUUCUUGAUAACAUGAAGGCAGAGUUGGGAAGUCUUAAUGGUAAUUCAGAAGGCUUUCUUCAGGCAUGCAACAAUCUCCGAGAUUUGUUGAAGCAGCUCGAGAUUGAAAUAGGUGUCUCCACAUCUACUGAUAUAGAAAGUAGAAUGCAGAAUGUAACUUUAAGCGACUGAAAGAGAUUGUCUAAUCUGAUGUAUUUCCGGCCUCAUAACUUAUUUUUUAUUAUGUGGAUAGCCAUAUUUACAUCCAGUUUUGUUACCAUAGCUCUAGUUCUUGUCAUGAAAGAAACCAAACUACCUAUCAUUGUGUACUCAAAAGAAAAUUCCCUAAUUUAGAACGAUCCAUAGAACAAAUAUACCUUUC